CAUCGAUAGUAUCGAUAGUGCUCCGAUGUCUUGCCAGCACUGGCCACACUGCGAAAUAAAACCAACUCGUUCGGCUCGGCAAAAGUGUGAUUGUGCAAAAGAAUUUUAACGUCCAGCGAAAUCUCACCGUUGUUGUUGCGCCAUCAAAGUAAAGCAGAAGCAGAAGGCAAUGGCUCAAGAAGGACAAGAUAUUCCCACAUUCAAGUGCGUGCUGGUCGGCGAUGGCGGUACCGGAAAGACGACAUUCGUCAAGCGCCACAUGACCGGCGAGUUUGAGAAGAAAUAUGUGGCCACACUCGGCGUGGAGGUGCAUCCACUGAUCUUUCACACCAAUCGUGGCGCAAUCCGCUUCAACGUCUGGGAUACCGCUGGUCAGGAGAAGUUCGGAGGACUGCGCGACGGCUAUUACAUCCAGGGCCAGUGUGCCGUCAUCAUGUUCGAUGUUACAUCGCGUGUCACCUACAAGAAUGUGCCCAACUGGCAUCGCGAUCUCGUCCGCGUCUGCGAGAACAUACCGAUCGUUCUCUGUGGCAACAAAGUCGACAUUAAGGAUCGUAAAGUCAAAGCGAAGAGCAUCGUCUUCCAUCGCAAGAAGAAUCUGCAGUAUUACGAUAUUUCUGCCAAAUCGAACUACAACUUCGAGAAACCAUUCCUUUGGCUGGCGCGCAAGCUGGUGGGUGAUCCCAACCUGGAGUUCGUCGCGAUGCCAGCCCUGCUGCCGCCGGAGGUCAAGAUGGACAAGGAUUGGCAGCUGCAGAUCGAGCGUGACUUGCAGGAGGCCCAGGCGACCGCCCUGCCCGACGAGGAUGAGGAUCUAUAAGCGGCCUGUAUUUAUAGUUAACUUGGAAGCGAUGGAGCCGGCAAAACACACACACACACACACACAACACACACACAGCAACCAACUAGGUCUAGGAGAAGCAGCCUCCGCAGCAAGAACAGGAAGAGUAGUGGCAGCCACAGGAGAUUGUAAUUAAACUUGGUCGCUUAACUGCAAA
Drosophila kikkawai is the source of this 998-nucleotide messenger RNA. It is a transcript of the gene Ran, whose product is annotated as RAN, member RAS oncogene family. The record is from RefSeq and is a predicted model, not a curated record. Gene Ontology annotation, cellular component: nucleus; cytoplasm. Gene Ontology annotation, molecular function: GTP binding; GTPase activity. Gene Ontology annotation, biological process: protein import into nucleus; ribosomal subunit export from nucleus. Lineage: Eukaryota; Metazoa; Arthropoda; Insecta; Diptera; Drosophilidae.